CGUCAUUCCCAACAAUGAUUUUAAUUAUAUAUCCUCGAUAUUAUAUGACCGGAUUAUACGGAAGCAAAGCAUUAUCCGAAAAAUCUUUGCUCAAAAUUACCAUCUCCGUGGAUAAAACUAUUGUAACUAUAAAGAGACCAUCUUCAAAUUAUUUGGCCCAACAAUCAACACCUUCCUCAGCACUUAGCAAUAAUCAUGAAAUGCGUUAUCAAACGAUGGCUCUUUAG
This is a messenger RNA of Racocetra persica, 227 nucleotides long. The record is from the annotation of a GenBank genome assembly. NCBI's taxonomy places the organism in Eukaryota, Fungi, Glomeromycota, Glomeromycetes, Diversisporales, Gigasporaceae.